This is a messenger RNA of Fusarium sp. VM40, 5124 nucleotides long. Lineage: Eukaryota; Fungi; Ascomycota; Sordariomycetes; Hypocreales; Nectriaceae. The record is from the annotation of a GenBank genome assembly.
AUGUCUACGCCAUACUGGGGCCAAUUGCCCGGGCCCAAGGUCGCUCAGGUUGGCCAUGCGGGCCAUACCCGCCGCAGGUCUGAGUCGGACGACGCCUAUAAUGCUGACCGUAGAUCUUCGUUCGACGCCGCCCCAGUUCGCAGAUCGAAUCGUGGUUCUUUACAAACUCAGGCCACUGAAGCUCCUUCUGAAUCUACCUUUAGUCCUUAUGAUUCUCCCACCACUUCUAAUUUUGCUCCCCAAGGUCUAGCUCCUAGACCAUCUUCCUACAGACGUGAUAUUCCUGUUGGAGAACCUUCUAGAUCUCGUCAUCAGAGCCGACAGCAAGCAGAGUACGACGACGAACCAUUGUCACCUCUUUCAGCUGCUCCAGAAGUUCCACGCGGUCCUCCUGUGAGCUAUCGCCACCCACACGGUAACGGCGGUCCUCACACCUACACCGCCCCCGAUUCCUCUGCACCUCGCGAUCUUCACCCACAAGACGACGAUAUGGAGGACGAUUACUACCAAAGAUCCUCUGACAGGACUGGAGGUCAGAGACCUAACCAAGGCCAAGAAGAUUUCUCAAGACGAGACUCGAGCGCCGGCGCAUUCGAUCAAUUGCCCAGGAGAGGGACAACAGGCGGGUCAUCAGACCGUCGCAAACCGUUCGCAAACGACCGAUCACCCCUCCAAAGGCUUGAGCUGACGCUCGAUAGCAUGACCAAGGAGGAAAAACGCGCCCGAGUCGAAGCCGCAGAAAAGCGCGCCCGAGAGAGACAGGCAUUGAAGGCUGGAAAGCAACCUGCAGGCCAGCAAGUGCGGUCCCAUGAACGAAAACCAUCAGCCGCAUACGGUGAUAGGCGUUCAUCAGCAGGUGGUGCUUUCUUUACAGCUCCUCAGCCUUUGUCGCACAAAGACGUGGCCGGCGAUUACAGCAGAGAAGCGCCCAGAGAAGCGCCCAGAGAAGCACCUAGAGAAGCACCCAGAGACGCACCUAGGGACGCACCUAGGGACGCACCUAGGGAAGCGCCCCGAGACACCCAAAGAGACAUAUACCGCGAUGUCCCACAAGAUACCUACCCAGAGAUCCCACAGAAUGAGCGAGUAGAAUCGCCCAUCUCAGUAUACCGAGAGCUGCCUCCGCAAGUCACUGUGCAAAGAGGAGGGUCGCAUCGUCGCCGUAGUUCUGUCGCGCACCAUCCAGAAGACGACAGACACUACGCUUCAGGCGCACUACAGCAAGAGGAAUUUGAGCCUACACCUAGGCGCAUGGAUCCUCAAACUGCCAUUCCUAGAUACGUCGAACAAGACUCUGGCAUCCCUAAGCGCAACCUGAGCUUCCGCGAAAGAGCGACUCGAGAUAACGUACAGCUUCCCGAACAAAAUGUGCCAAGAUCACAGGCCCAGCCGCCUGCCCAGAGCGGAGGAUUCUCUUUGACCAGAAGUGGCAGCAAUAAACUGAAGAAACCUCCUCCAGCAGAUCUGAGCUACCCCCGUAGGGUGGUUUCCGAAAGACAGCCUGCUCCAAUGGCCUCAGCGCUAAAACAACAGCAACAGUAUGAUGACGAUGAUUAUUACUAUGACGAUCAAGAUGACCUGCUUCCCGCUCGGCAAAACACACAACAGAGUACCAGACAGAUUACCCAAGAACUCAAUGACCGUUUUACCCGCGAGAAAGAGCUUCCUCCUAACCCUUCACAAUCCGAUGAAGCACGGAGACCGUCAGUCGACUUCAUACCUGGACGCCACCAGAUGCCCAUGCCUGGUGAUAACCAGGGUAUUAAGAGGCGCGUCACUGAGCCUGUACCAAGGGUUCAAUAUACUGAUGAGGAUGAAUUCAUCCCUCCCCCCGACCGUGGCCAGUCCAUUGGCACUAGGCUCCUUGGUAGAAGGGAACCUGACAAUGGAGUCCAUGCCCAGAAUCAGGCUGCUGUUCGCAGGAAAGCUGGCAGAUCAGAUAGUUUCUCUUCUGACAGCUCUGAGGGUCAUCACGUCUCUAACAUGGUUUUCAAGCGUCCCGAAGACAUGGUACCUGGUGAUGGUCUGUACCAGCCACCUCAAUGGCUAGAUGAGUGGAAGAAGGGAACUGUUGGUACAUUGUCUGGAAACUUCCUGGAUCUUCAGGAAGCCCAAUUCUCUGAACCGGAUGGCCAAAAGGCUUGGUGGGAGCAAGAUAAGACAAAAGCCUACUCUGCGCGACCACGAAAGGCUGAGGCUUUUGAUGGCGAGUACAAUGAGCAGUCCCCUACUCGUUUCAAGCCUGCGCUGUUUAUGAAGUGCGGUCCGCUUUUGAGAUAUUGCGGAAUCAAACGUGAGAAGGUCCCUAGCAGAACAGCAACUGGUGCUUUGGUCGAACGAGAGAUGUGGCGAGGUAGCAUCAUGAUUGUCACCCAAGAUUCCGACUCUUCAUAUGACAUUGCGCCCACACUACGACUAUUUGUCCAAGGACUCGACCUGCUACCCCCUCCACCUCAUCGUAUCAAGGGUGAUUUAUCCCCUGAAUACAUCGAUCCUAUUGCUGGUCACCCCAAGGUGGGACGCAGAGGAGAAACCCUUUACGUCCGCCCUGUGGACCAGCUAGAUGAGGAGAAGGAUCUCUCGCGUGAUGAGACCGAUCAUGGACUCUUCGAGCAGACUCGCAGCGCUCUUGAUCACUCCGCCCCUGAUGGCCCAACUGAUUUGCCUGGGUCGUUUGCUAGCCGCAGAAAGCGUAUUGGAACCGAUGGCGAGAAGGUACAGAAGUACAAAGAUGUGAGAGGCUUCAGGCUACACGCGGAACGUGGAUGCACUUUCUGGCGCUUCAAUAUCGAGGUUGAGCUCCGUGAUAAGCAGCAGCGCAUCGCGUAUCGCAUCAACCGCGGACCGGCUACAGGUUUCUGGGUACCCGCUCAAACCGAGACGAUGAACAUGAUGUUCCACAGUUGCAACGGCUUCAGCAUGAGCGUGAAGCCUGAUGAGCUGAGCGGCCCUGACCCCAUGUGGCGCGAUGUGCUCAACAACCACCAAAGCCGACCUUUCCAUCUUAUGAUUGGUGGCGGUGACCAGAUCUACAACGACUGUGUGUCGAAGGAAUGUAGCCUCUUCAAAGAGUGGCUUGACAUUCGCAACCCUAUUCAUAAGCACACUGCCGCUCUUACUCCUGAGAUGCAAGCUGAGCUGGAGAACUUCUACCUCGAGCGAUAUUGCAUGUGGUUCUCCCAGGGAUUGUUCGGUCUUGCAAGCUCGCAGAUCCCUAUGGUCAACAUGUGGGAUGACCAUGACAUCUUUGACGGAUAUGGAUCUUAUCCUCACCACGACCAGAAGUCCCCCGUCAUGACUGGUUUGGGAGCAGUUGCGUACAAGUACUAUAUGCUGUUCCAGCACCAGUCUGUUCUCACUGAGAUGGAGAACACCGAGUCAAGCUGGAUCCUCGGCGCGGAACCUGGCCCCUACAUUGGUGAGCUUGGCCGCAGUCUGUUCAUGUCUGUUGGUUCAAGGGUUGGACUUCUCGCCGUCGACUGCCGCACAGAAAGGACAGAGCAUGAUGUUGUUUCUGAUAAGUCAUGGGAGAAGAUCAUGAACCGACUUUACGCAGAGGUCCGCCGUGGACAAGUUGAACAUCUACUGGUACUGUUGGGUAUUCCUAUUGCAUACCCCAGACUGGUAUGGUUGGAGAAUAUCUUGACAUCCAGACUUAUGGAUCCUGUGAAAGCUCUCGGACGAACCGGUGUCCUUGGUAAGGCUCUUAACAACAUUGAUGGUGGCGUUGAAGUCUUGGACGACCUGAACGACCACUGGACCGCCAAGAACCACAAGCAGGAGCGAUCUGUUGUGGUUGAAGACUUGCAGGACCUUGCUAUCGACAAGUCUCUUCGAGUCACCAUCCUCAGUGGUGACGUCCACCUUGCGGCCGUUGGACAAUUCUACUCCAACCCCAAGCUCGGCCUCGCGAAGCACAAGGAUCCACGAUACAUGCCUAACAUUAUCUCAUCAGCCAUCGCCAACACGCCACCUCCUGACUUGAUGGCCGAUGUGUUGAACAAGAGGAACAAGGUGCACCACUUCGACAAACAGACCGACGAGGACAUGAUUCCCCUCUUCCAGCAAGGAGUUGAUGGCAAACCUAGAAACAACAAGCAUCUUCUCCCACACCGAAACUGGUGUGCCAUUCGCGAAUGGCAACCAGGCACUACCCCGCCUCCAACACCUCCUGGAUCUUCUGACGGUAGAAGCCCAAGUCCCCCUUCUAAGCCCCAAGGCGGCCUUCUUCGGAGAUUGUCCUUGUCUAGGAGCAAGUCUACAUCUUCCGAUGUGCGCCCUGACUUGAACAGAGAGACUGUUCGCGGAUCUCGGCCCCCAGUUACUCGAGGCGGCGGCGGUCUAUUCCGCAGCUUGUCACGACGCAACUCGACAAGCUCAGAGCGACCUCCUCCAGCCAAGCUUCAGCGAUCCAUGUCUGUUGACCAGGCUCCUGAAGGCAAGAAAGCCGGAUUCUUUAGCUUUAUUCGACGACCUAGUCAGCAUCGUGCUGAUGAUGGUGGUAUCAAUGGCAACUGGGGAGAAGAAGAGUAUUACGAUGAUGAGGAGUAUUGGGAUGAGCCGCAAUCUCCUCGACGAGGAGGCGGUCAUCCUUCAGGUAUGCGAGGUGGAGCAGCAUACGACGAGUACACUGAAGGCGACGACUCGUACUUUAUGGCCCAGCCCCAACGGGCCCAAACGGUUGGAUCGCGAGCCAUGUCACACUCGCGAGAGGCCGUUGGUUAUAUCCCUCCUGGACCACGUCCGGGAAACUUUUACCGAACACCUACAGGUCUUUCGACCAAACAGAAGAAGCAGGCCACCAAGUAUGCGGUUGACCUGGAGGGUGGGUUGGAUAUCACCCUGAACGUCGAGAUCAACCCCAAGGACCCUGCCGGCAUCACCAAGCCGUACAGAUUGCUGGUGCCGAAGCUGUUCUACGACUACGAAGCCGAGAACGAGGCACAAGACGUGCCGGAAGCUGAGCCGGAGAUGGCACAAGCUGGAGCUGCGGAUCCUGCGGAGCCGAGUGGAUUUAAGAGACUGCUCAGCUUCCGCAAGAAACCAAAGAACCCUCCUCCCAUGGAGGAUGACGAUUAUAGUGAAGAUGAAGAUGACGACAUUGAUGUUUACCGUGUAAGAUAA